This is a messenger RNA of Alternaria atra, 1854 nucleotides long. RefSeq lists its product as uncharacterized. The record is from RefSeq and is a predicted model, not a curated record. NCBI's taxonomy places the organism in Eukaryota, Fungi, Ascomycota, Dothideomycetes, Pleosporales, Pleosporaceae. Bases 1 to 1854 code for a protein of 617 amino acids. The transcript is spliced from 3 exons. Gene Ontology annotation, cellular component: RNA polymerase II transcription regulator complex. Gene Ontology annotation, molecular function: transcription cis-regulatory region binding; DNA-binding transcription activator activity, RNA polymerase II-specific.
AUGGCAGGAACUACCAACGACUUCCAGAACGGUGCGCCCUUCUACCUCGAUGCGACGCAGCAAGAUCUGCUCCUCGCGGCACUGGCCUCGAACAACCAGAACCCGAACGACCUCUUCUCCGCUGGCCUAGAUAACAGUUCCGGCAACAAGCAGUCCAUGAACAACUCGCAAUUUCAGUAUCCCCUUGACAGCCUCGAUCCCGCAUACUUCACGUCCCCCCAACAACAAGCGCCUGCAAAUAGCUUCAACAACACAGGCAUGGAGGAAAGCCCCUUUGUCGACUACCUAGAUGGCGACAACAGUUUCGACUUCGACAACGCAGACGGAGACAUGAUUGGCUCACUUCCCGGAGACACUCCUGGCGAUUCAAGCGAAAAGCGGAAGAGCCCGGGUGACGACGGUGAUGACGAUGACGAGGGCGGCGGCAAGCGCAGAGAAGGUGAAGACAAGCAAGCAAAGAAGCCAGGGCGCAAGCCACUAACUUCGGAGCCCACGACUAAGAGGAAAGCCCAAAACCGCGCGGCCCAGCGAGCUUUCCGAGAACGCAAAGAGAAGCAUCUGAAAGACCUCGAAACAAAGGUACAGGAAUUGGAGAAAGCUUCUGAUGCUACAAACCACGAAAACGGUCUUCUACGGGCCCAAGUGCAACGACUGCAGACGGAACUUCGCGAAUACCGGAAACGACUAUCAAUGAACAGCACUGGAGUGACCCGUACCCCACCUCUUGCGGGAGGCUUCAGCUCUAUGCUUAACAGCAAUAGCAGUAACAACAACUUCUCCUUCGACUUCCCGCGAUUUGGCGGACUCCCUGGCGCUCAGCUCCUAGACAACGGUCCCUUGGCCAAGAACAAGAACACAUCGGUUUCUUCGGGUGUGUCAAGUCGAAACAACAGCACCGGACGCGCCCUUAGUCCGACUAGCAAGGCUAAUGGCCAGCUCACAAACUCUCCUGGAGCUAUGGGUGCAGGUAAUGCGCAGCGCUCUGGCAGUCUGAACGGCUUCUUCGGUUUCGACAGCAGCAAACCAAACAACGACACUCCUCGCAGCAAUACCGAGAGUUCUACUGGUUCGCAAUCACGUGUCUUCCAGUUCAACAGUGGCUCUUCUAGCCAUUCAGACUCACCGUCCAACUCCUCCACAUCGCCUACCAACCAGGACUCCUCGUGUGGAACAUCACCAGAGCCAAGUCAUACCUCGCCCAAUCAGCAGGUAGACACGAUCAAGGACGGUUAUGUGUGUCAUGGAAACUCCGAAGGUGAGGUUCUCUUCUGCGAAAAGCUCAACAUGGCCUGCGGCAACCCUCGUAAUCCCAUGCCUCGUGCGAUGUCCCAAUCUGACGACAAACCUUCUCCUGCAGUCUUACACGCCACCAAAUCACCCACACCCGCACCUGCCGCCAACGGCCUCGAUUACUUCGCGAAUCAGAACGGCGGCCAAUUCGACCCAACACUCUUUGGAGAAUACCGCGAUACCCAGAAUGCGAUUGUGGGCGACGGCGACUUCACCGGUGGCUUCUUCAACGAUGCUUUCCUCAACACGGGCUACGGUAGCCCCUUCCACUUCGGCGAUACACCAGCCGUGCAGAAGACGAAUCCUCUCGAGGAAAUCGAGCGCAUACAAGAUGGUGAGGAUGAAGUUGUUCCGGGCGAGGAUGUCAACUCGCUCCUCAACUGCCAUAAGAUCUGGGACAAGCUGUCAAGUCGCCCAGACUUCAAGGACGGCACGAUUGACAUUGACAACUUGUGUUCAGAACUCCGCGCCAAGGCCCGUUGUUCCGAGAGCGGUGUCGUCGUUGAUCACAAGGAUGUUGAGGCUGCUCUGAAGAGGUUGCCCAAGGAUAAGCUUCUCGGAUAA